This is a messenger RNA of Amphibalanus amphitrite, 3238 nucleotides long. RefSeq lists its product as uncharacterized. The record is from RefSeq and is a predicted model, not a curated record. The transcript has 3 exons. The coding region runs from base 2200 to 2697 and encodes 165 amino acids. Lineage: Eukaryota; Metazoa; Arthropoda; Thecostraca; Balanomorpha; Balanidae.
UCGGAAUUUUGAUGUCGGUGACCUAAGGUCAGGUCAAUUUCGCGACCUCCCCAUUAUAAGUCAAUGGGGGAAAAAUCAACUCCCUGUUUUUACCACUAAAACGGGUCGGAAUGGCCCCAUAUACCAUACAUGACUUCACAUACGAUCAACCUUCACUACCUUGAGGUCUGUUUUGCUGUUGGGCAGCUGUAAGGUCAUGUGACGUCAUCAAAGGUCACCAAAGGUUUUUUGCCAAUAACUCCUUACAGGAACAAGAUACAGGCGCGCGGAUGGUCUCAUUGUGUUCAGCUCGUCAAGACGCAUCGAAUGAUAUACAUGAUGACCUCGAGGUCACAUGACCUGAGGUCAACCUUUGACCUUGACCUUUCGAGGUCAACAUAUAUAUCAUUCGAUGCGGAUUGACGAGAGGAUCACGAUGAUGCCCUUAGUUUGUUCCUAUCUUGACUACUUCGAAAGUUAUUCGAGAAAAAUCCUCUCCAUAUCUAGCGCCGCCAUUUUGACUUUUUCGACCCCUGUGACGUCAUCUUUGACCUGACCUGAAAAUGACCUUAGUAAAAAUUGUAGACCUUGUCCGUGCGUAUCCGAUGCCGUUUACCGCUUGUCGCUACCUUGCUUCGUUCUCGAGAUCUCAGGGGGGGGCGGUCAUCCGCCCCCCCCCGUCGGUACUAAGUUGGCGCAGACCCCCGUCGGUGCGCGGGUUAACCACAAAAUAGUUUGCCGAUUUUACCUAGCUCCUUAUUUUGGUGUACUCGUAAGGGACUGCAGGUCGGAAAUCGGUAAUUAUACGGUCCCAGCUUUGAAAGUAAGGGCAUGUAAGGGUACCAGCUCUGGAGUCGGGUUAUACGGGUCAUACCUACUGAAUCGGGAUAUAGAGCAAUCUUUUCAUGGUCAUUACAUGAGGAUGCUUAUGAGUGGUUGAUGAGUUACUUAAUGAGUAAGAAUUAAAUUAGUAUGCUGCCAGGAUGCCAGCAAUUAAUAAUACUCAGCUCUCUCCUAAAAUAGUAGCUUGGUAUAUGAAGGCAGGGACUUUUUAGGGACUUUUGGGAGAUAUCGUUUUAAAUGAACAAGUAGAUAAAAGACUCUGAACAUCUAGGCCAUUCAAUUGGAUCUUAAUAUACAUGUAAAACGAAAAAAAUCGGUUUAACGACGGCUAUCUAGUACACAUUUGGUGCACAUCUGGUGCAGAUUAGGUGCAAAUUUAGUCAAAUAAGGUUCAGUGUGUCUCUUAGUAGUGAUCACCUAGGGUUGCACUAAUUGCUUAUAUGCCUGCUUUGUCAUAUUAUCAGAGUAUCAUCGAUUAAAACACGAAAAUAGAUUCAUGGAAUAAAGAUAUUUGCUGUAAAAGAGAUUAGGUGCAGACUUGGUCAAAUAAGGUGCACUCGCCGGAUAGCCCGUCGUGAAAACGACUGAUAAAGGUGCGUUUGUAAAAUGUUACUAUAUACGUAGUGCAAUAACAUACGCAUAAGAAUGGAAUCUCUGCCAUCUGUCGGCUUGUCUUGCUAACAGACCCCACCUUUUGCGUCUCACAGGUCUCCCGUGACCAGCUCGGCUGUGGCAGAGUGUCGUGGAAAACGUUCCUCUUCCGAGAACCAGCCUGGCACGCCACCUCCCAGCAAGAAACCCAGAACGACGGCCGCCUACCGGUGGGAGGGCACUCCAUCACCGCCUCCGAGGACCCGUAUCUGUCGUCUGCGCCCCCGCCGCUCUCUGGCUGCCGUCUUCAGCGCGGUGUCCAAGGAUGGUCCUCCCGUGCCGCUGCUCCGACCCCGGCCCAUCCGCACCCCACUGGACCUGCUGGAGAGCCUGGCGAAGGAGGAGACACACCGGGAGUUCACCACCAGUGGACUGUUUGCCAUCCCGUGUCCGAAGGAGGGGUGCGGCACGGUCUGCCGGGAGCCGAGCCGCCACUGUCCGCGGCCCUACCGCCAGUCCCGGCCGGAACUGUGUCUGCCGGCCGAGGUCCUCCUGCCGCCCGGCGCCGGCGCCGGUCUGGGGGCCGGCCUGGACGGCCUGCGCUGCCCCUCGUGCGGCUGGUGCGUGGCGCUGCGCGUCGGGCCGCUCUGGACGCCGCUGGAGCUGCUGCUCAGCCUGGUCCAGUGGCGCGCCGCCGGCUGGCACCCGGUCCAGUCGGUGGCCGAUCGCGCCAUCCUCUACGUGCUCAUCAAGUAUGUCUACGGUGAGCGCGAGCGGUCAUCCGCCAUGCGAGAGCCCCUCUUCGCUCCGCCUCCCGUCGGCGACUCGGCGUUCUUGCUGUUCGCCGAGGGCGGCGAGGCGGUCGGAUUCGCCACGCUCAAGCGGCGCGGACAGCUACUGAGGCCCGACGCCGGACCGGAGACGUUCGACAUGGACGUGCUCGACUGUGUGUUCGUGCGCCGGUACGCGCGGCGGCUCGGCCAGGCGUCCUCUCUGCUGCUGGAGCUGUGCCGCGCCGGUCAGCUGGGCGUCAGUCACCCCACGCCGGCCAUGGACCACCUGCUGCGCAAGUUUGUGCGCCGUCACGCGUGGUGCCGCCGCGUGCUGCACCAGGUGACGUGGACGGCCGGCGAGGGUCACCGGAGCAGCGUGUGGAGCGCCGUCACCCGAGAGGAGCUGGAGGACGCCGAGGACCUGUACCGGGAGCGGCUGCGGCAGAUCGGAGGACGGGACGGGUCCCCCGAGAGGACGCCCCUGUACCAGCGGCUGUGUCCGUCGUCGUAGGUGACCUGGGUGAUCCCGUGUGGCAGCUCCUGCAUGCAGCGUAAGCAUGCCGGCAUUUGCAACGCAUGCUCUACAUUAAAAGCUUGGUAAGAUGCACAAGGUGCUAUUGCGUGGAAGCAUGUGGCUACCAGCCUUUUAUGUUUUUUUAUGAUUGUCAAUCGUUUGAGCUUGCUUUAGCAAAAUAAUGAGUUUUUGUUUGCAUAGGUAUGUCUACCAAUCAUGGAGCGAUUUGUGUGGUCAUUGUAUUACGCAGCAGUCUGUUCGUCAGUCGGUUUGCCAGUCUGUUAGUCAUUCUGUAAGUCGCUGUCAGAGAGCAAGCCUGUUAGUCAAUUUGCUAGUUUGUCUCUUUUCCAGUUUGUUAGUCAGCAGUGGUGUGAGCCUGCGUGCAAUGCUGCUUGCAUGGCGCUGGUCUGUCAGUUCAGCGUCAUUGUUUUUGCUCAACCUGCAAUACCACUCGUGCAAUGUGUUUGCCAAAGUGUCCAUCUUUUAAUUUUCUUCAGUGAUUUAAUGUGUCUGCAAUACAACGCGCAAUGUCCCUUGA